This is a messenger RNA of Caenorhabditis briggsae, 558 nucleotides long. RefSeq names its product Protein CBR-ARL-8 (gene Cbr-arl-8). Gene Ontology annotation, cellular component: lysosomal membrane. The record is from RefSeq and is a predicted model, not a curated record. NCBI's taxonomy places the organism in Eukaryota, Metazoa, Nematoda, Chromadorea, Rhabditida, Rhabditidae. Gene Ontology annotation, biological process: protein transport; anterograde axonal transport. The transcript has 3 exons. Bases 1 to 558 code for a protein of 185 amino acids. Gene Ontology annotation, molecular function: GTPase activity; GTP binding.
AUGAUGGCCAUGGUGAAUAAGGUGUUGGACUGGAUUCGGAGUCUGUUCUGGAAGGAGGAGAUGGAGCUGACGCUUGUAGGACUUCAGAAUUCCGGAAAGACCACUUUUGUCAACGUGAUUGCGAGCGGCCAAUUCACCGAAGACAUGAUCCCAACAGUGGGAUUCAACAUGCGAAAAAUCACAAAAGGCAACGUCACAAUCAAACUCUGGGACAUUGGAGGCCAACCGCGAUUCCGUUCGAUGUGGGAGCGCUACUGCCGCGGUGUCAACGCCAUCGUCUUCAUGGUCGACGCUGCCGAUGAGGAGAAGUUGGAAGCGUCGAGAAAUGAGUUGAUGCAGCUGUUGGACAAGCCACAGCUCGACGCCAUUCCGGUUUUGGUACUUGGAAACAAGAAGGAUUUGCCUGGAGCAUUGGAUGAGCGGCAGUUGAUUGAGAGAAUGAAUCUGUCGUCGAUUCAGAAUCGCGAGAUUUGCUGCUAUUCGAUUUCUUGCAAAGAAAAGGAGAAUAUUGACAUCACCCUCCAAUGGCUCAUCGACCACUCAAAGGCGCAACGUUAA